Molecule: messenger RNA, 1005 nt
Organism: Phycomyces blakesleeanus NRRL 1555(-)
Lineage: Eukaryota; Fungi; Mucoromycota; Mucoromycetes; Mucorales; Phycomycetaceae
Exons: 1
Coding region: 1-1005 (334 amino acids)
Source: RefSeq, a predicted model, not a curated record
AUGGAACACAAAACAAAUAACAACUCUUGUAAUGAGCCCAGCCUUGAUAGCCAAGUAGCAAAGCUACCUAAGGCUGAGGAUGUGGAAGCACUCAGGGAGUCAUCCGGAAAUAUGGAUAUAUCAAAGGAGACGACUCCUGGUGAUGCUAUUGAGGAAAGCGGAAGAAAUCCCACUCAAACAUCUAUCCAAAUUACAAAAGAACUUUUGCGCAGGCUCCAUGAGGAGCUAUGCGAGAUUAGUAUGAGCGGCCUUGACCCUGAUUCUAAGAAAGAUUUAAUUAUUAAAAAUAUUAACAAGUUAAACAGACGAAUGACUCUUUUGACUAGGCAGAGCGAUAAUCAAGGUGAAGUAGACCAGAACAGCGCUGGUGUUGAAGAAACGAUCGCCAGCGAACCAAAGAUUGUUGCCAACUUCACCUACUCCCUUAGGGAUGUACCUCGGUUCCAACUAACCACAAUGUACAAGGUUUAUUUCCCUAAUGAGCCAAUGUAUGAUAAUGUGUGGCAAUUCACAACCGCGUAUGAGAUAUUCAUGAACAUAAUCGGAUUGGACUGCGAGAAAGAUUGGAAGAGAUUCAUCCCCGUGGCUUUUCACCCUUCUUUCAUGUACUGGGUGAAGGAAAAACUGAUCGCUGCCCCAACAUGGCCCGAGGCAAGAGAAUUGAUUGAAAAGAGGCUUGACAUAAACUUUUCACGUUCAAAGGCUCGGAUGAAUGUACUUGGUAUGCGUAUUGGUAGCAAUGAGAGUGUAGAAGAUUACUCGAUGCGGUUUCUCGAGGCUGCAUAUAUGGCCAGGAUGGAUACCAAGGACUACGCACUUGGAGAGAUUUUUAUGUGUGGUCUGCCAUCAUCAUGGUAUAAUAUUCUGUACGACAACCUGGACUCCAACCCUGAAACGAGCAGCUUUUUGAAAACAGUCGAAGAUGUAACCGAGGCCGCCAAAGAUAUUACCAUCGACCGCUUCGAUAGCUAUGGGAAAAGAAAGUUCUCCGGUGAGCCUGAGUGA